Molecule: messenger RNA, 5897 nt
Organism: Vitrella brassicaformis
Lineage: Eukaryota; Vitrellaceae
Source: the annotation of a GenBank genome assembly
GGGCUUUACUCACAAUGAAACACAGAUUGAUGCAUUUCUGCCCGCAUGCGUGCAGGUCAUGGAUGUGAGUAUCCUCUUCGACAACAAUCUGAUCUCCGACAUUGACUCUCAAGACCCAGCUCGACAAAAGGAUAUCCUCGAAGUAAGACGGAUGGACGACAGGAUCUCUUCAUCUGAUGGCCUGCAUCCCCUCUGCCCCGUCCCUCCGUGAUUAGUGCCUGUGUCACCUGUAUUCCCUCGUGACGGAGGAGGAUGCCGACAAACCAGACAGCAAGGCCAAGCGCAAACACGCGGAGCGGCGGCCGUUUCUGCACCCCGACGACAUCGCCGUCGAGAUCCGCGCAUACGCCACCGAUGAGGACGGCACAACCACGCUGGGCGGUGUCACCAAGCCCAACCUCCUGUGGCUGCAAGCCAGGAUGGCCAUGAUGCCCAAAGUCGUCCAUGUCAACGCCGUCGACUCGGCCAUACAGGUAAGUAGGUCGCUGAAGAACAAGGCAUAAGGAGUGAGACGGGAAGGGGUCGACGUGUGCAUCGUCACUGGUCUGCCUACCGCUUGAGCAGGGUGCGGUGACGUUCAACCAGGGCAAGGCGUUAGAUCUGUUGCUCAAGUGCAAGAAGGAAAUACUUUUGAGGAACCAGGACCUCAACUUCCAUCGGAUGCUCAUCGAGCCACCGCUGCAGCUCGCUAAGCCAGAACCAGCCACCAUGAUCACCAAAGGUACCGUCGCUCAAUCGAGUCAAGCCACAACGUACCCAACUAGCUCUACACUAUAUCCAUGGUGUGCAUGUGGGUAUGUGUCCGUAGAUUACGUGCCGACCCCCAUGGUGACCCAGGCUGUGAUGCUCGGCAACCUCCGCAUGCUGGUGGUACGCGUGGAUAAGUGAGGCAGCUCUAUACCAAAAUCAAAGUGCGCCGCUCACCCCCCUGAUUUGUAUCAGAAACUGGCACAGACGGACGAGGUGGACACCGAGGCCAUCGGACCGAUAUGCAUCCUGCGCAAACGUCAGUUAGCCACGACACGAGGAUGGAUGGCUGCCUGAGCGGGUAAACUGACGCGGGGAUGGUGUGUCUGCUGUGAUUUCUUUGGUCAGCAAAGCAAAUUGAAUACGUCACUUCGUCUCCGUUGGGCGCCGCGUGCUUCUGGGCGAGACCCAACGAGGCCAAAUUCCUCCUCAUGAAAAGUACAAGCGCGAGCACAGGGCAUCAGAAUGACCGUGACUGUCCCCUGCUCAGACUCUGACAUGAAGAAGGGUUACAAGUUGGAGGUGAUCGUCAAGGACAAUCUCGAGCGCGAGAGACCCAUCCUGCAGACCAACAUACAAAACCCACACAGCCCACACACCAACAGAACACCGCGCAAAAGUACGUCGCAAUAGAGCCGGGCAAUACAAAAAACACCGACAAGGCAACCAUAACAUGCCCUCUGUUCGUCUCUUUCCUGUUGAUUGGAUUGCGUCAGGUCGUUGGGAUUCCGUCACGUUUGUGCACAUGGCGUGCGAAGGACCACCCAGAGGCGAGCGCUCCAACCUAGUGCGCAGGACUAUCGCCAAGACACACACUGCCGCUGACCCACCCGCCGCCGCCGCUGCUGCAUCAUCCUCAAGCGAGCGACCGAACGAGGACGUCGAAAUAGAGACUGGUCAGGGCACACACUCGCACAAAAGUCCCUGUCAUGUCAUGUCAUGUUGUGCCAUGUUGUGCCAUGUUGUGUUGUGUUGGGUGCACCCUCCAUCCGUCCACUAAUCUGCCUCAGUAGAGUGGGUUGAGAAUCGCCACAGUGAGGAUGAGCUGGAGCGCGAUGCGGUUGAGCUGCUCAAGGUGCUCAAGGAGUACGGCGGCGAAGACUUCGCCGCCGGUCUUCGGCAGCCAGACAGCGAGGGCAACCUGCCCCUCCACGUGGCGGCCAGGGCCGGCAGGAAGAAGCUGGUCAGGUGGCUACUGGGCCCCGACAUACUGCCCCUCAUCGACGUUGCCGCCGUCAACAGGGACAAUGAAAGCGCAGAGAGAAUGGCGGCCAAGCGGGGACACAAGGUCAGUCGCUUACAAUGACAGAUUGCAGAUCAAUGAAGAAUUGAAUUCCCUAUGUAUGUUCAUGCCCAUUAUCUGAUCGUCACAUGUCGAUAUAUUGCCAGGAUUGUGCUGAGUUGAUUCGCAAGACGGCUGAGGCGGACCAGAAGAAGGCGGACCAGAGGGCCGCUGAGAACGCCCGCAAACUCAUCGCGGAGGAAGCCCGCAAAGGCAGGAACAAGCAGAGCCAACGAAAGGUGGAAGCGGGGGUGAAGGACACAUAGCGACAGCUGACAUCCAUCAGACUGCCAAGACAGAUACGGGCGCUUCCAUCCACGUGCUGUGAAUGUCUGCAGAAGGGUCGCAGCGGGUCAAAGGAGAAGACCGCAGAGGAGCAAGGUGCCGCACAGGCCGAGCAAGCCCCUGGCCACAUGCCAUUCCUCUCGGCAACACGGAGGUCCUCCAACCAAACACAAGUCGACAGUAAGCCAGCCAAACACAAGUCGACGGACGAAGCGACAUUAAACUGUGUACCUGUCUCUGUCGCUUCGUCCGUCCCAACCAACAGGUUCUGCUGCCCCUGCCGUGGGAGACGUCGACGGCGACUCAGACAUGGUGGUCGGCGGGCCGAUGUCGAGUUCGCCUCAACCCGGGGGAGACCUGUCGACCACGUGAGCAUAUCACUGCAUCGCCAGGUGCUCGCAAUAUGGAGCGUGCCUUCGUCCAUUGCAGACUCAACGAAAACAUGAGUGGCGUGCCGUCCUCUUCGGUGCCCUCCGCUGCCGCAUCCAUUAGGUAUGUCAGCCAGCCACCUCAGACCAUGGCUGAUGGAACUGUUUACCUCAUGUGUGUGGUGUGCACUCUAUGUGUAGUCGGGCUUCUGCUGCGGACGAGGCUGAAGCGGAUGUACCGGGACCCUCUUCGUCCAUCGCCGACACGUGAGCAGUCGAUGCACUUGACGUGGCGCCCAACUCCAUCGGCCUCUCGACUGUCUGUCUGUUCUGACCUCUCUUGCUGCAGGUCUGCUAUGCCAUCCCGCUCAGCAUCGCUGGCAGAUGGCGAUCGGUCUGGUGAUGGUAAUGAGGCGGUCGGUUCGGCGGCUGGUGGAAAUGACGACAGCGAUGAUGAGGACGGCGACGCUAUGCUGCUCAAAUCGGCGUUCGGACAGCAAGCACGACAACAGCUGAGCGAGGGCAGGAAGAAGAAGAAGAGCAAAGACAAACACAACACCAAGCCGACCCCGACGCCCACAUCUCAGCCGAGCCAGCCGUCCCGCCCCUCAUUCCCACACGCAGCCAAGGCCACCGAGAUGGGACGGCCGGCGACUAGUACUGCUGCCGAGAGUCGCUGCCAUGGCGGCAACGCGCCAAUUCCGAUGCCAUUCCCAGCUGCCAUUCCCCUCUUCUCCAAGGACCGCUUCAAGACGUCACCUGGCAAUGGGGGAGUGUUCCCUCCUCUGCCGAAGCGUCUGCCGGUGCCCGACCCACUGCCAUCUGACGAUGACAGUCCGUCUGGCGGUGCGUCGCCUCUCCCCCGGCCCAUGGGAGGUCGUGGGGCUGGGAGGGGCCUUAUGACGAUGUUUGCCCACCAGCCGCCCCCGAUCCCCUCCAUCCCGCACCCCCGACUCCCAUCGGCCGAGGAGCUGCGCAACAGACCGUCACUGCAGCACACUGGACAAGACCACCAACAGCAGCCGACACGGGAUGAGGGGCCGAGGUGAGAUCCGUCGUCACAUCCAUGCGGUCGGUUGCACACGCCAGAUGUCCGUUGUCCCUCUACGUCUCCUGCAGCCUUUCUACGGAUUCUCCUUCGGUGAGUUCGUCUACUCUACCGGAUUUCCACGCCCACGUGGUGGGGGACCGUCGUGGGGGUGGUGAUGAGCGCCUGGCUGGCCAGGUGGACGUGGAGACCGAUGGAGGGGCGGCGGGGCAUCGUGACGACGGGCGUGUGAGUGUUGUAGACGAGACUGAGGCGAUGCGGGCCAGGUGAGAGGUAGCUAGGCAGUUGACCGAUGGGGAGAUCUCUGCGCCCGUUUGUCAGGUUUGCUGCUGAGUUGCUGCGCAGGGACCAGCAGAUCGAAGCCCUGCGGUGAGAGAAGAGAGGGAGGAAAGAGAGAGAAGGAUUGAUUAAUCACCGGUGUCUGCUUGCAGGCAUGAGUCGAUUGCCGCGCAUCGAGAGAUUGAGCAGUACGCAGCCACCAACGCACCCAUCCACUUCCUCUGUGCCUUCUUUGGUCUCUGUGCAGGCUGCGUGAGGCUCAAAUGGCGGGCGAGCAGACCGUCGCCGACACUCUGGCGGCCAACGAGUGCCUCCAGGCGAAUAUGCGUCAAGCCAAUGCGGUCCAUCGCCAGCAGCUCAGCCAACAGCACCAGCAGCUCACCAGGUGCGCACACCAAACAGGCAGGCACAAGGCCAUGUGGGUCUUGUGUGUGUUCAGUGACAUCGAUCGCGAAAAGUCUGCAAAUCAGCAGCUGCAGCACCAGUUCGAGCGGCACAAGCGGUCAGGCACAUACAUUCAAGAACGAUGUAAUGAGACUCAUUUAUUGAUGUUUGCUCUUUGGACCAUUGCAUGCGUCGCGUCAGGGCCGCCGCGGAGAGGGAGGCGUCACUCCGACAGGAGAACGCAUCGCUCAAACAAGACAACACAGCACAGGCACACGUCAUCGCAAUGUACGCACCUACCUACCUACGACACACAGAUAACACACAUCGUGAAAGGGAGCCCUCUGCUGUGCUACAUCUUCCUGCUCCUGUCUGUCGGUCGGUCGGUCGGUCUGUCGGUCGGUCUGUCAGCCUCGGCGAAGCCAAUCGGGCGCUGCAGGUCGACAUAGGUCAGCUGCGGAGCAACCAAAUCGACAAGUCAGUACUACUCAUCCAUCUUCCCCAGCAAGACGUGUGUGUGUGUGUGUGUGUGGUUUAGGUUGAAUGAGGCCUUCGAGAGCCUGACGACGGAGGCUGAGCUCAACGGGUUUGCCGUGCAGCUGGCGGCCCGGCAGACGGCCAUCAUGACGAGUGAGCUGCCCCAGCUGCAGUCACUCAUCACCAGGGCACACCAGAGGCAUAUGCAUGCCCGCAGCCAGGCGCAGCAGGCGGCCCAUGAGAGGCAGCAGGCCGAGUUGCGGCAGCAGAUGCAGCGCCAGAUGGAGGAGCGCACCGACUGUCAAGUGUGCCAUGAGAUAGAGAGGUCGGUGGUGCUGCAGCCGUGCGGCCACUUCUGCAUCUGCCAGCAAUGUGCGCAGAACCUGCAGCCCCCCGAGUGCCCACUGUGCCGGCAGGUCUUCACCAGCUGGACCAACGCCAUAUUCUCGUGACAAGAGAUCGACCCACUGUGGGUGUGUGGAGGGGUGGGUGCUGGGGCGGGCUGUGGUGUGUGGUGGAAUGCGUGGUGGGUUUAAGAGCUUUGCUGUCGUGUGUGGGCGUUGGUGUCGGUGUCGCCUGUGUAUGGGUUCGAAUUCAUAGAUGCAUGUAUGAAUCUCAUUCCCUUCUGCAUACCGACAGUAAGUUGGUGUAUCAAUCUGUGGCGUGUACAUGCAGGGGUCUCGCCCAUGUGGGGGCCACCACAUACGGCCGAGGCGCACACGGCGCAGGUAUCUUGUCGUGUGGGUCAGUGCGUCAAUCAGGUUCUUUCGUACCAUGUGGCCGUUUUUGUCUGUCAUUCACUCCAUUGCAUACAUACAUACAUACGAACGUCUGUGUAUGUGUGCCGCUUUAUGUACGUAUGUAUGCACGUGUACGUGUGUACGUAUUGGCUUUAUGUAGUGCGUGUGUCCACAUACUGCUCGCUGCAUGUCCGUGUGCGUGUGCAAGUGCGUGCCGGCAUAUCUAUUUAUCCACACACGUGUGGAUGAACUCGACUACUCAAUCCUCUCAGUUGCACACACACGGU